Molecule: messenger RNA, 354 nt
Organism: Ruditapes philippinarum (Manila clam)
Lineage: Eukaryota; Metazoa; Mollusca; Bivalvia; Venerida; Veneridae
Exons: 6
Coding region: 1-354 (117 amino acids)
Source: RefSeq, a predicted model, not a curated record
AUGUCACAUAGUGCGUCUUUUAUUGUAAAUCUUCGUGUUGGACAUCUGUUAUUUACAUCACCUCAUGUUGUGUCCUAUAUGAUAGGUUAUUUACAUCACCUCAUGGUGUGUCCUAUAUUAUAUGUUGUGUCCUAUAUGUUAGGUUAUUUACACAAUCUCAUGGUGUGUUAUUUACAUCACCUCAUGGUUAUUUACAUCACCUCAUGGUGUGUCCUAUAUGAUAGGUUAUUUACAUCACCUCAUGGUGUGUCCUAUAUGUUAGGUUAUUUACAUCACCUCAUGGUGUGUCCUAUAUGUUAUGGUGUGUCCUAUAUGAUAGGUUAUUUACAUAAUCUCAAAGUGUGUCCUAUAUGA